This is a messenger RNA of Ixodes scapularis (black-legged tick), 1193 nucleotides long. RefSeq names its product proteasome subunit alpha type-4 (gene Prosalpha3). The transcript has a single exon. The record is from RefSeq and is a predicted model, not a curated record. Gene Ontology annotation, biological process: ubiquitin-dependent protein catabolic process. Lineage: Eukaryota; Metazoa; Arthropoda; Arachnida; Ixodida; Ixodidae. Gene Ontology annotation, cellular component: proteasome core complex, alpha-subunit complex; cytosol; nucleus. The coding region runs from base 356 to 1144 and encodes 262 amino acids.
ACUACCGACAUGCGACCGACACCACCGACAACGCGACGCUUCCGACGCCGCCGACGCAAACUCAGAGACAACAACACAGGAUAGAACAGGUAUACAUUCGAAAUUAUUCUAUAAAAUUUUUAAAUUAUUGUUUUGUUAUUAAAUGUUGGGUAUCUUUAAUCUCAGCGUUUUAAAAAGCAAAUGAAGAUAUUAUAAACUUAUGUACGACACUACGCCUUUGUAUGUUCAGCACGCCUAGUGGCGCCAGUGGUGCCGGUUGCGGAGGUUUGUUUCAAAGAUCUUGCAAGUCACUAGCUUGCGGUGUCUUUAUCCUGCUCGUCACUGUGUCAGAGAGAGAUAGUAGCCCAGUAUCGCCAUGGCUCGUCGCUACGACUCCCGGACCACUAUAUUCAGCCCCGAAGGUAGACUGUAUCAAGUCGAGUACGCCAUGGAAGCGAUCGGGCACGCCGGCACCUGCCUCGGCAUCCUGGCAUCGGACGGGAUUGUUCUCGCUGCGGAGCGAAGAAACACCAACAAGCUUCUCGACGAAGUGUUCACUGCCGAGAAGAUCUACAAGCUGCACGACGACAUGGCGUGCAGCGUGGCUGGCAUCACCUCGGACGCCAACGUGCUGACCAACGAGCUGCGUCAGAUCGCCCAGCGGUACCUGCUGCAGUACGGCGAGUCGAUCCCCUGCGAGCGCCUGGUAAGCUGGCUGUGCGACCUCAAGCAGGCGUACACUCAGUACGGCGGGAAAAGGCCUUUCGGCGUCUCCAUCCUGUACAUGGGAUGGGACAAGCACUACGGCUACCAGCUGUACCAGUCGGACCCGAGCGGCAACUACGGCGGCUGGAAGGCGACGUGCAUCGGGAACAACAGCGCGGCCGCAGUCUCCAUCCUCAAGCAAGAGUACAAGGAGAACGAGACGACGCUCAAGGACGCCCUCGCCCUGGCCAUCAAGGUACUCAGCAAGACGCUGGACAUGACCAAGCUGACGGCCGACAAACUGGAGAUGGCCACGCUGACGCGCGACACGGUGCGCAACAAGACCACCGUGGCCAUCCUGAGCCUGGCCCAGGUCGAGAAGCUCAUCAAGAAGCACGAGCAGGAAGAGGCCAAGCUCGAGGCCUCCAAGAAGGAGAAGGAGCGCGAAAAGAGGAGCUAGGCCCUUCCGCGGAACCUGGCGCUGUCAUUAAACGGGACGAGUUGGUCGA